Molecule: messenger RNA, 609 nt
Organism: Suillus subaureus
Lineage: Eukaryota; Fungi; Basidiomycota; Agaricomycetes; Boletales; Suillaceae
Exons: 3
Coding region: 1-609 (202 amino acids)
Source: RefSeq, a predicted model, not a curated record
AUGGACUCCGCCGGCUUCUUCAAAGGGGAUACAAUGAUGGAAGUCUUCACAGUUCUAGCCAAUUCUGGAACCGACGUCAAGAAAGUCCGGGACGCAGUGAUAUUAUACAUUGCACGGAAAAAGCAGAAGGGCCGGUCUGAACAACAUAUUCAAGAUAAAUUACUGCAACUCGAGGACAAGAUAUUCCAGUUCAAGCAUAUCGAAAUGUGGCAUCCAGCAUUCCAAGAUGCGCGAGCAUUAUACCAGCUUCCCAAGUCAAAACACAUUCCACCUCCUAAGUCCGUUAUCCGUAAACAACAUGAAAACGAGCUGCUUCAUGUAAUAGACAUUGGACUGGUCCCCUCCCCUCUCAAGUUACCUGCGUCACCGUCGUGUAGCUCGCCAACCCCUAGCAGCUGGGAUGGACCACCGCUGGGAUUACAGGACCUACCAUACGUGCUACCUGCCUUCUCUUGGGAAGACGAGAGUCUGGAAUCUCGUGUGCAUAUUGCUCCAUCGUCCCCUAGGCAAAUAAUUUCGUCCGACGCGCUUUCAUUGCUCUCCCAAUAUGGUGACUCCGAAGGAGACGACGAGAUCACAAUGUUCCUAUCCAACCUUGAGCAGAGCUAG